Impatiens glandulifera is the source of this 3356-nucleotide messenger RNA. RefSeq names its product valine--tRNA ligase, chloroplastic/mitochondrial 2. Gene Ontology annotation, cellular component: cytosol; cytoplasm. NCBI's taxonomy places the organism in Eukaryota, Viridiplantae, Streptophyta, Magnoliopsida, Ericales, Balsaminaceae. Bases 82 to 2982 code for a protein of 966 amino acids. Gene Ontology annotation, biological process: valyl-tRNA aminoacylation. Gene Ontology annotation, molecular function: valine-tRNA ligase activity; aminoacyl-tRNA deacylase activity; ATP binding. The record is from RefSeq and is a predicted model, not a curated record. The transcript is spliced from 27 exons.
UCCCCUUAUUGCCAUUUCGCGGCAUCUUGUUUAUCUAUAUCGCCUCUCCUUCUUUAGACUGGAAGGCUGCGGAGCUCUACAAUGGCGUUGUCUAAUCCUUCUUUCUCCACCUUUUGCUCAGCUCAUAGACUCAAUCCCCUUCUCUUCGCUCGCCGCCAUCGCUGCGUCAGGAGUUCUCGUUGUCACUUAAAUCGUCGUCUCCGGCCUAGAUUCUUUGCCGUUGCUGCAUCAGAAAGCGGAGUCUUUACUUCACCGCAGAUAGCAAAGUCAUUUGACUUUUCAAAUGAGGAGCGCAUUUAUAACUGGUGGGAGUCUCAAGGCUAUUUCAAACCAAAUUUUGAUAGAGGGAAAGAUCCUUUUGUUAUCUCAAUGCCACCUCCAAAUGUCACUGGUUCGUUGCAUAUGGGACAUGCUAUGUUUGUGACUCUCGAGGAUAUUAUGGUCAGAUACCAUCGCAUGAAGGGAAGGCCUACACUUUGGCUUCCUGGAACUGACCAUGCCGGAAUUGCAACCCAGUUAGUUGUAGAAAGAAUGCUGGCAUCUGAAGGUGUAAAAAGGGCUGAUAUAGGAAGGGAUGAGUUCACAAAGCGAGUGUGGGAGUGGAAAGAAAAGUAUGGUGGGACCAUUACAAAUCAGAUCAAAAGACUUGGUGCUUCCUGUGAUUGGACCAGAGAACAUUUCACUCUCGAUGGACAACUAAGUAGGGCUGUAAUUGAGGCAUUUGUUACACUUCAUGAGAGAGGUCUAAUUUAUCAAGGAUCUUACAUGGUUAAUUGGUCCCCAAACUUGCAGACUGCAGUGUCAGACUUGGAAGUAGAAUAUUCUGAAGAGCCAGGUUUUCUAUACCAUAUUAAGUACCGUGUUGCUGGAGGUUCAAGGGACGACUUUUUGACCAUUGCUACGACACGUCCUGAGACUUUGUUUGGUGAUGUAGCCGUUGCUGUGAAUCCCGAGGAUGAUCGCUACACUAAAUACAUUGGAAGACAGGCCAUUGUCCCAUUGACAUUUGGUCGCCAUGUACCCAUCAUCUCUAGCAGGUUUGUUGAAAAAGAUUUUGGAACUGGUGUAUUGAAGAUAAGCCCUGGUCAUGAUCACAAUGACUACCUUAUUGCUCGGAAGCUUGGCCUUCCAAUACUUAAUGUUAUGAAUAAAGAUGCCACACUUAACGAAGUUGCCGGAAUUUACAGUGGCCUUGACCGCUUUGAAGCAAGGAAGAAACUAUGGGCAGAUCUAGAGGAGACAGGUUUGGCUGUCAAAAAGGAACCCCACACUCUCAGAGUUCCCAGAUCGCAACGUGGUGGAGAAAUAAUUGAGCCAUUAGUCAGCAAACAAUGGUUUGUAACCAUGGAAACUUUGGCUGACAAGGCCCUCAAAGCAGUUGAGAAUGGAGAAUUGACAAUUAUGCCUGAAAGGUUUCAAAAGAUAUAUGACCACUGGUUAUCAAAUAUCAAAGAUUGGUGUAUAAGCAGACAACUAUGGUGGGGACACCGCAUACCAGUUUGGUACAUUGUGGGUAAGGACCCUGAAGAAGAAUAUAUAGUCGCAAGGAGCGAGGAAGAAGCUUUUGUUAAAGCCCGUGACAAAUAUGGACGAAAUGUUCAAAUAUACCAAGAUCCUGAUGUUCUCGACACUUGGUUUUCAAGUGCUCUAUGGCCUUUCAGUACAUUGGGAUGGCCAGAUACUUCUGCAAAGGACUUUCAACAGUUCUAUCCAACUGCAGUACUUGAAACUGGGCAUGACAUAUUAUUCUUUUGGGUGGCACGCAUGGUGAUGAUGGGAAUUGAAUUUACGGGAACAGUUCCUUUCUCCAAAGUUUAUUUGCAUGGUCUUAUUCGGGAUUCACAAGGACGAAAGAUGUCCAAGACAUUGGGAAAUGUUAUAGAUCCAUUAGAUACAAUCAAGGAGUUUGGUACUGAUGCUUUGCGGUUCAGUCUUGCUCUGGGAACUGCUGGUCAGGAUCUCAAUCUAUCAACUGAGAGGUUGACAGCAAACAAAGGCUUCACUAACAAAUUAUGGAACGCUGGCAAGUUUCUUCUGCAGAAUCUGCCUGAUCAAGGCGAAAUAUCUUCUUGGGAGAGUAUAUCUGCUUUCAAGUUUGAUCAAGAGGAAUUUGUAAUCGGACUACCAUUACCAGAAUGUUGGGUGGUUUCAAAGCUCCAUAUGCUGGUUGACACAGCCACUGCAAGCUAUGACAAGUUUUUCUUCGGAGAUGUAGGGAGAGAACUCUAUGAUUUCUUUUGGGCUGAUUUUGCAGAUUGGUAUAUCGAAGCCAGUAAAGCUCGGCUUUAUAACUCAGAUGAUGCUCCAGCUGUUUUAUUGACUCAAGCAGUUCUUGUAUAUGUCUUUGAAAAUAUAUUGAAAAUGCUACAUCCUUUUAUGCCGUAUGUUACUGAAGAGUUGUGGCAGGCUUUGCCAAAGAGAGGAGAAGCUCUUAUUGUCUCUAAGUGGCCUCAUACUUCACUUCCUAGGAACGAAAUUGCAGUAAAAAGAUUUGAAAAUUUUCAAGCUAUGACUAGAGCAAUUAGAAAUGUACGAGCAGAGUACUCUGUUGAGCCAGCAAAGCGUAUAUCUGCAUCGGUUGUUGCAAAUUCAGAAGUUCUCCAGUAUGUUUCUGCUGAGAAGGAAGUUUUGGCUCUUCUAUCAAGACUAGAUUUGCAGAAUGUCCAUUUUACAGUUUCUCCUCCAGGUGAUGCAAACCAGUCUAUCCAUCUUGUUGUGGGCGAAGGGCUAGAGGCAUAUCUCCCUCUAGCUGAUAUGGUGGAUGUCUCGUCUGAGGUAAAGCGCAUCUCCAAGCGCCUUGAGAAGAUGCAAGGAGAAUAUAAUGCCAUUGUAGCUCGAUUGAACUCUCCCAGCUUCAUAGAAAAAGCUCCAGAGGACAUAAUUCGUGGGGUCCAAGAAAAAGAAGCCGAAGCAAAAGAAAAGAUAACUCUUACCAGAAAACGAUUAGAUUUCCUCAACUCGACGAUCAUGGUUCCAAAAUAGGUGAUAAACAACUCUUUUCUCCAUUUUUCGGAUGCAUCAAUAGAGGCUAGCCUUGUUCUAUGCUGUUCCUACAGAUUCUUCAAUUAUUAUUAGUAUUCAUUCAAGCAUUAAAGUUUUGGUCUAGAUAGUUCUAUCAGAAGGCAUUCGAUCCGGAUUUAUAUUUCUAUUGAAAUGAGGUGAAGUUCUAAGGUGUCUGAUUUCGCCUCUUGUAACUGUUGAGAGCAAAAUAAAAAUAUAAUGUAUAAUGAAAUUAUGUUGCUGCUAUAGUAAAGCUCAUUAAAGUUAAUUUAGGGCUCUUUUCAUUUCAAAUCUGUGUAAUAUAAGUAUAACUUCCAGUUAUGCAUGUUAAUAAUUUUUUUUUGUUACCAAUUGUA